AUGGACUUGGCUGGACCUGCAAUGUCCCCCUUGGGUGAUAGACGACAAGCGCAGCCACGGCCGACAAUAGGCAAAGUCACAAUGAUCUACGGCAACCGCUCGAUAUACGAGAGAGGCCUGAAAACACACGAGGAGCAUGCUCGCCGAUUCGGUUACCCAGUGUCUGUUCUUCGCAAACCCACGUUGAGCGGCACGUACAGCAAGUGUGCGAUCCUCCUCGCUGAAAUGCUCCAUGAGUUGGAGAAACCUGCAGACAAGAGACUCGAGUGGCUUUUCUGGUUUGACAGCGACACGGUCCUGAUGAAUGCGAAUAUGCCCCUCGAGGUCUUUCUGCCUCCUCCGACUCUCCCAGAUGUUCACCUUUUACUCACCAAAGACUGGAACGGACUGAAUAAUGGCGUCUAUUUCAUUCGAGUCAACGAGUGGUCGGUGAGGUUGCUUUCUGCAACGAUAGCCUAUCCUUCAGUCAAUCCAGACGUUACCCUCGCCUGGCAAGAUCAAUCCGCCCUGAGCAAUCUUCUCGAUGAGAACGAAUAUUUCCGGAAACAUACAGUCUAUUGCCCACUACGAUGGUUCAAUGCAUACAUGAGGUCGCCGGACGCUUUGAGACCGAACCCAGAUUCACCAGAACAUCUUCAAGUGCACCCAGGAGAUUUGCUGGUGCAUUUCCCCGGGACCCCGAGCGAUCACCUGGACCAAACGCUAACGCCGUAUUUGGAAAUUGCGGAAAAUCACGCUGCCGAGUGGGAGCUACCCUUGGAACAAACUGGUUAUAUUGAAGAAACCAAAGAAUUUUGGGCUAAAGUGACCUGA
Penicillium diatomitis is the source of this 813-nucleotide messenger RNA. Its product is annotated as glycosyltransferase family 34 protein. The transcript has 4 exons. Lineage: Eukaryota; Fungi; Ascomycota; Eurotiomycetes; Eurotiales; Aspergillaceae. The record is from RefSeq and is a predicted model, not a curated record. Gene Ontology annotation, molecular function: glycosyltransferase activity. The coding region runs from base 1 to 813 and encodes 270 amino acids. Gene Ontology annotation, biological process: protein N-linked glycosylation. Gene Ontology annotation, cellular component: Golgi membrane.